Siniperca chuatsi (mandarin fish) is the source of this 2405-nucleotide messenger RNA. Its product is annotated as nuclear factor 7, brain-like. NCBI's taxonomy places the organism in Eukaryota, Metazoa, Chordata, Actinopteri, Centrarchiformes, Sinipercidae. Bases 52 to 1479 code for a protein of 475 amino acids. Gene Ontology annotation, molecular function: zinc ion binding; protein binding. The record is from RefSeq and is a predicted model, not a curated record. The transcript has a single exon.
ACACGAUUCGGUGAGUCUUGCUGUUAAAGGAUAAUUCACAUAUCAAAGCAAAUGGCUGAGAAAGUUGCUCUUCUUGAAAGUUUCCUGAACUGCCAUGUGUGUUCAGAGACUUUCAGAGAUCCUGUGUCUCUGAGCUGCAACCACACAUUCUGUUCAAGCUGCCUGCACAAAUUCUGGGAACAAGCUAAAAACAAAAACUGUCCUAUUUGUGAAAUAAAGUGCUCAAAAAAUGAUCCAGAUGCAAACUUAACACUGAAAGAACUUGCUGACUCUUUUGCCAAGAGACAGAAUAAUGCUUCACCUGAGACAGAAAAAGAAAAGGAGAAAGAGGAAGUCGUGUGUGAUAAACAUCCAGAAGUCCCUUAUUGGUUCUGUGAGGACGAGCAGAGAGCUGUGUGUCCUGUCUGUGAGUUUUCUCUCCACCAGAGUCACAAGGUGGUUCCUAAAGAACAAGCAGUCAGUGACCUGAAGGACCAGCUGAAAUCUGACUUAGAGUCUCUACAGGACAAGAGGGACAAAUUCAAACAAGUGGAGGAAACAUAUAAUGAAGUGAUUCAACACUCCAAGAAGCAGCUGUUGUCCUCAGAGCAGCAGAUCAGAGCAGAGUUCAACAAGCUCCACCAGUUCCUGAAAGAGGAAGAGGAGUCCAGACUGGCAGCUCUGAGGGAGGAAGAGGAGCAGAAGGGGAAGACCAUCAGCAGGGAGAUGAAGAUGAUUCAGGAGCAGAUCUCCUCUCUGUCAGACAGCAUCUUUGCUGUUGAAGAAGACCUGCAGAAACACAACGUGCCAUUCCUCAGCAGUUAUAAAGCCACUCAGACCAGAGCCAGAGUCCAGUGCUCACUGUCAGAGCCACAGCUGGUCUCAGGAGCGCUGAUAGAUGUGGCCAAACACCUGGGCAACCUGUCCUUCAGAGUCUGGGAGAAGAUGAAGGACAAGGUCCACUUCAGUCCUGUCAUUCUGGACCCAAACACUGCAAACCCCCGUCUCUAUCUGUCUGAUGAUCUGACCAGUGUGAGACAUGGAGACACAAAGCAGCAGCUUCCUGCCAAUCCAGAGAGACUCACAAUGUAUGCCACUGUUCUGGGCUCUGAGGGCUUCAGCUCAGGGAAACACAGCUGGGAGGUGGAGGUGGGAGACCAUCCUGUCUGGCUUGUGGGUUUGGUUAAAGAGUCAGUCGACAGGAAGGGGGAGGCAGGCGCCUCGCCAGAAUAUGGAAUCUGGUGUUUAUCACAUGACAGUGGAAAAUACACUAAUGGUCUUGGUGGGACUGUCACAGUGAAGAAGAUUCUCCAGAGGAUCAGAGUCCAGCUGGACUAUGACAGGGGGAAAGUGUCCUUCUACGACCCUGAAGACAUGACUCACAUCUACACUUACAGAGACACUUUCACUGAGAAACUCUUCCCAUAUUUUAACAUUGGUCCGGCUAAUGAUGCUAAAACCACUGAUAUCAAAAUCUGUCAGACUCAGAUUUGUGUGUGAUGUUCAGGAAUGUAAGUUGUAGUUGUUGUUGUUGGUGGCGGUAGUUAGGCUGACAUAAAAUUCCAGAAAAGUUAUGCUUUACAACACGAAUCUCAGUGAUACAGUUUAACUAACAAGCAUUGUUCAUCGGUUUCCUUUUUUUUGUUCUUCUACAUCUUCUGCAGAGUUGAUUCUGUGUCAGAGGUCACAGAAAUGUUUUGCUUACUGUCUCUACAGUCUGAAAUGAAUUAUUCAGAGUGGUUUUCAUGUAGGAAUUUCAAUUAAUCUCAAUAAAUGUUUGUAAUCAAUUUUAGUUUAGCCAAAAUGUAUUAGAAAUUCAAACUUGUUUUUUAUGUUUGACUUUGCACUUACUAUUUAAAUUAUGUCAACUGAAUAUUUGGUCAUGUAUGUAUCUAAUUACAUUGCUGCUUUUGUGGCUGUGUCUUUUAAGAAAAUAGAAUUUGAUUCUUAAUGAAUUUGUAUUUCAGGUGAUAAAGUUUUCUACAUGUAUGUCUGUUUCUAAGAUCGGAAUGAAUUAGCUUAAUAAGAAGCCUCUUGUUUUUCGUCAGUUAGUCACAAUGUAGUGUGUGUGUGGAUAAUUAAAUAGUUUUCACUUUGGGGGCUGUUUUACUCCUAGGACACGAGAGAUUUGAUGAUUUUCUGAUUUAGUUUUUUGGAAGUGGUGCUGCAUACUGUGGCUGCCAUUUUGUAUAACCAUGUAUGCUGUGAUGCAGUGGAUGAAAAUGAUUUUCAGUUGACGAAACAAAAUACAGUUGCAUUUGUCUUUUGUGUUUAGGUACAUCAUAAUUUACACCUGGUGGAUGGUACUUGGCAUAAUGUGUCAGUCAGAAAAGAAGAGUAGACUGGUGUGUUUGAACUUCAUGACUUCAAUACAAAAAUGCUCUAAAGAAAUAAAACGUAACAUUGCACAAUGCUGUUGUCAAUGA